AAUAACAAGCAUCUAAAAGAUGGCAACAUCUUUUUCUUCAUUCCAUGCUCUUCCUCUAAUAAUCCUCUUCUUUUCUCUCUUUCUUUACCAAUCCUUCUGCCAACAGUCGUAUUUAGGAAACGAGACGAGUUGUUCUAUCAACAACAAUUCAGGACCAAAAGAAUACCUAUGCACCGAUUCUAUUUACUCAUGUGAUUCUUAUUUCGCCUUCAGAUAUGAACUUCACUUUGGUAACUUCUAUUACUUCAACAUAACAUUAGGAGACAACAAUUUGUCCAUUGCUAAGGUAUUAUGUUCAUGUCUGGGUUCUUCCUAUCAAUAUAACAUGCUCUACACUAUUAAAAGUGGUGAUAGUUAUGAAAAGAUAGCGCAUGAUGUUUUUCAAGGCUUGACGAGUUGUUCGGCGUUGAAAAAUAAGAACCACGACUAUCCCCUUGUCAAUACUGCUGCGAUAGGCAGAAGGCUCGAAGUUCCAAUACGAUGUGCUUGCCCUACCAAAGCUCAGAUUGCUAGCAGGGUUCAUUCUUUGAUUGUGUAUACGCUACAACUAAACGAGACCAUUGGAUCCGUGGCGAGGGCUUUUGGGGUUGAGGAGAAAAGCGUGUUGGAAGCGAAUAUGCUUUCAAAUUGGAGCCACAUAUAUCCAUUUACGCCUAUUUUGGUUCCAUUGGGUAAAGAUGACACUUGCAGAAUAUACCCUUACUCAUUGGAUUGCAGAGACAUGUCUUCUUCUUUUUCAGACAUUUUCUCGUACAUUUUCCUGAACUUAGUCCUCAUUCCAAUAGCUGGUCUGAUUGGAUUAGCAUGUUGUUUCUGUUGCGGAUGCAAAGGGAAUCAACUACUCUUGAAGAAAAGAAGGCGCAAACUUUAUAAGAAAAAGUUUUUCAAACAAAAUGGUGGCCACUUAUUGCAGCAAAAACUACUUGAAGACAGUGAGAGAGUGAAAAUAUAUACCCAAGAAGAACUUGAACAGGCAACAGAUAACUACAACGACAGUAGAUUUCUGGGUCAAGGAGGGUAUGGCACAGUUUACAAAGGGAUUCUCCAUGACAACACUGUUGUUGCAAUCAAAAGGUCAAAGCAAAUCGACACAAGCUGGAUUGAACAGUUCAUUAAUGAAGUUAUUAUCCUAUCUCAAAUUAAUCACCGAAACAUUGUUAAGCUUCUAGGUUGUUGUUUAGAAACUGAGUUUCCUUUGCUGGUUUAUGAAUUUGUUUAUAACGGGACGCUUUCGCACCAUAUUCACAAGGAAAAUUAUGAAGAAUCACCUCCUCUUUCAUGGGAAACUCGUCUUCGAAUCGCUUCUGAAGUUUCCGGAGCUAUGUCUUACAUGCAUUCUGCCGCUUCAAUUCCUAUCUAUCACAGAGAUAUCAAAUCUUUAAACAUACUUUUGGAUGAAAACUAUAGUGCUAAAGUUUCUGAUUUUGGAACAUCCAGAUUUGUGUCAUGUGAUCAAUCACAUUUAACUACAAAAGUGUUGGGAACUUUUGGAUAUAUAGAUCCAGAGUAUUUCCGAUCAAGUCAAUACACUGAAAAGAGUGACGUAUAUAGUUUUGGAGUCUUGAUGGUGGAACUUUUAACGGGGAAGCUACCAGUUACUUUUGCAAGAGAUGAUGGUAGAAAUUUGUUAGACUAUUUCAUUUCACUGGAAAAGGCUAAUCAGCUUGUUGAAAUUUUAGAUAUUAUAGUAGCCGCAGAAGAAAGCAUGGACGUUGUUAACAGUGUUGCUACACUUGCCACAAAAUGUUUAAGAUCAAAUGGGAAGGAAAGACCAACGAUGAAACAAGUAUAUUUGGAACUAGAAGGAUUAAGAAAGUCUCGAGAUUGUCCAGAUAUUAGUGAGGACGUUCAAUCAAUUGGAACGUCUUCAUCAUUCUCUCUAGAGGUUGGGGAUGACGACCUUACGGAUGAUAGCAUCAUCGUAUCCAUUGAAACUAUGACACCCAUCACUAUAUAGCCAUUGAAUUUUAUGUUUUCAUGUGCAUGGUAUCUCUGAAUAUUCAUGAAAGACUCCGAGUCCUUCUUUUUGUGUGUAUUUAUUUGUAAUUAUACUUGGGUCGUGGUUCUUAAAUAUUAGAUUAUGUUAUUU
Messenger RNA from Momordica charantia (bitter melon), 2089 nucleotides. RefSeq lists its product as uncharacterized. Gene Ontology annotation, cellular component: plasma membrane. NCBI's taxonomy places the organism in Eukaryota, Viridiplantae, Streptophyta, Magnoliopsida, Cucurbitales, Cucurbitaceae. Gene Ontology annotation, molecular function: protein serine/threonine kinase activity; ATP binding. The record is from RefSeq and is a predicted model, not a curated record. Gene Ontology annotation, biological process: protein phosphorylation; cell surface receptor signaling pathway.